AUCUCUGUUGAAUCAGCAGUGGGAACCUUGCUGUACACAAGACACUCAUGCUACCCAAUGUUUCAGAAGAAGUUCUUAGAGGCGAGCUGGAGAAACACAGUCUGGCGGGACUGGUGGACAGUAAUGGGAAAAUGAAUGUAAGACUACCAGUGUUCCGCAGAAAGAAAAGAAACUCCUUCCGAAAUGUCAUUAAUCAGGACAGGUGCUUGUGUGCUGAAGAGCUAAAAAGCACGAGUCUGAAAUUAUGGUUAAAGGGUGUUUUUAAUGGAAGUUCCAUUAUCAAUGAUGAACUGUAUCCUACAAUAAUUUCCAGGUUUUGUGGUCCAGCCUCACAGUCCCCACUUCCUGUGCCCAUAAAGACUAUCACCUUACCCGUAACACCUGAACACGCUGUGUGUCUGACAGGGAUGCUCUUCGAAACCACAAUUCUUCAUGAGGACCUCCUGUCUGUACUGAAAGAAGCUCCACCCCGAGUUGGUCUGUGUGGCCUUCCAGGCACAGGGAAGACAAGAACCCUUGAGCUGAUCGGACGACGAUGGAUGUCUGAAGGUCAUGAUGUGCUUGUGGUCUCCUUGUGCCAGACCAGUCUCGCGGCUUCUUUGAUGCUUUGCGAGAUCCUUGACAGGAAGACAGAUAGAAGUCACAAGCAAGGAAGUCCACAACCACCUCAGGGUCGCGUCGUCCCUGUGGCCUUUGACCUGAAGCGAGAUAAUGUCUACGACAUUGUCAGAGCAAUGAAAGACAGGCUGCUACAGAAAGAAAAACUGUUUAUUAUCUGUGAUGAAGUGGAUCAUGAUGGAAAUUACACAUCGUUCAUCUAUUUCUGUGAAAAGCUUUUAAAGAAGGUCCCAAUGCUUCAUUUGUGGUUCGCUAGCUGUUUCAUAGAAAAAAGUCCAAUGGGCUGGCAAGCAAAGGUAUUUUUGGACCCUAUAAGUUGUCCAACAGCAAUUUUGAAAGAGAAGCAGUUGUCAGAGACAGUUGAACUUUGCAAAAUUAUAAAGUGGACUCUGGACUCUAAUACACGGACACCAACAGAGGGUCCAUCAGUCAAGUACGUGUACCAUGGUGGAGAAGAGCACUCUGAAGGAGAUCCACAGGACUGUAAAGCCUGCGCCGAAGAAGUGGUACGCUGCCUUCUACAUCUGUUCACGGGUAAAGCCUCUUUCACCUCAGAAUCUUCUUUCACAGCGAACUCUACAAGCAAUGGAACAGGUUCACCUCCAUCUGAGCUUCGCCUUCAAGACAAUGACAUGAUGGUGUUGACUGAAUGUGAUGUGAAAGAGAAUAUGAUGCUCUUCGAAAUGCUGAGGAAUUCAGGUUUUAAGACAAAGUUAAUAAAUAAAUCACAAGCAGACAGUGUUUUAAAAGACACAAGUGAAUGUGUCCUAAUAGCAAACGGGAAAGAUGUUCAUAGCAUCAAAAGAAAAGUUGUGGUUUUCUUGGAAGGAUCGCUCACUAAAUCAAAGUCGAAGAAACAUGAAAAACCUCCAGACUACUUAAACAGGGUGCGGUGUGUAACUAGCUGCACUUCCCAGCUGAUAUGGAUUAGGAUUCCAGAGAAACAGAGCAUAUAGCAUUACACAACUUGAACUUAAUGUUUUUUCUACAUAAGAAUCUUUCUGGAUGUUGUAAUCUACACGUUAAAUAGACAUAUCUUUGCUAUUUAUAUGGGUAAUAAUUAUUGUAACAAAAGUAAGCAGUGUGUGGUUUUAUAAAAAGAGUUGCAUCAAGUAAUUACAUACGAACCAUAUUUAAAUGUAAAUAAUAAUGAAAUAUUACAAAAUAAACGUUUCAUUAUAAAUAUUACUUUCUAGUUCAACGUAUAAAAUAAGCAAAGACCACCUGUCUACAAAAUAUUGACAAAAAAUAAAGUUAUUCAAUAGUUAACUGAUUAUGUUUUAAAACUAAAGCAAACCGGUUUUUAUGAAUGACCUUAUCGAUAUAAAUCCAAGAGCGGAGAUUACUGUGGAUAUCUUGUCUAUUCCUCGACAAACAGAUCAAAUGUAUUUUCAGUUUUUCCUUUGGGGACAAUGCAUGAUUUUUAGCUGAUAUUUUACCUGGACUACAUACUGUGGGGCAAUUAGCCCGUCAUACAGUUGUUGCACACCUAAUUGCACGGAACAGAUGAGGCAGGUAAAUCGCAAAAGUAGAUCAUCACCGAAAUGUUUAGUUUGCCAAUGUAUUUUCUUAAACAACUGUAUCGUCUGCUAUUUUCCUUACAGACUUACAGCUCGCUCUAACAUAUUUAAAUAUAAUUUUUUUUUUAAAUUCUACAAUCAUUUGUCUUGUAAAUAAAAAGGACAACUAAAACAUCAA
Molecule: messenger RNA, 2316 nt
Organism: Pomacea canaliculata
Lineage: Eukaryota; Metazoa; Mollusca; Gastropoda; Architaenioglossa; Ampullariidae
Exons: 5
Coding region: 48-1574 (508 amino acids)
Source: RefSeq, a predicted model, not a curated record